GCAGUAUAUCAGCUCACUGCAGGCGUUGUUAGAGCCCUUUUCCUUCAAGAUGUCGGUGUUCGGGCCAGUGGUGAAAAUCCAUCCCGUGGUCCUCGCUUCGAUUAGUGACUCUUACGAGCGAAGAAAUGAGGGGGCGAGCCGGGUCAUCGGGACCCUUUUGGGCACCAUUGACAAACACUCUAUCGAGGUGACCAACUGCUUCUCCGUCCCUCACAACGAGUCUGAGGAUGAGGUCGCUGUGGACAUGGAGUUUGCUAAGAACAUGUAUGAGCUUCACAAGAGGGUUUCACCCACCGAGGUCAUCAUCGGAUGGUAUGCCACAGGCUUUGAUAUCACUGAACACUCCGUGCUUAUCCACGAGUACUACAGCCGCGAGGCCUCCAACCCCAUCCACCUGACUGUGGACACGGCGCUGCAAAGCGGCAAAAUGAACAUCCGCGCCUACGUCAGUGCCCAGAUGGGUGUGCCGGGAAAGACGGUUGGUGUUAUGUUCACCCCACUGACAGUCAAGUACAUCUACUAUGACACUGAGAGAAUAGGCGUGGAUCUUCUACAGAGAACUCGUGUGACUCCCAGUCGUACCAAGGGGCUGACCUCUGACCUGUCCCAAGUGGGGAGUGCUGCAUCCAGGGUACAGGAUAUGCUGACCACAGUGCUGGCGUACAUUGAGGAUGUGCUGUCUGGAAAGGUGACGGCGGAUAACAGCGUGGGUCGCUUUUUAAUGGACCUGGUCAACAAAGUGCCAACCAUCUCGGCCGAAGACUUUGAGAACAUGCUCAAUUCUAACAUCAACGACCUGUUGAUGGUGACCUACCUGUCUAACCUGACCCAGGCACAGAUUGCUCUAAAUGAGAAGCUCGUGCUGGUCUGAGGAGAUUUUUUUCAAGUCAUAUUUAAUUUUUGAUUUUGUUUUUUUCCCUUUCUUUUGGCUGAAAUGAAUAAAGUUUUUCAACAGUCAUA
This is a messenger RNA of Girardinichthys multiradiatus, 960 nucleotides long. It is a transcript of the gene eif3f, whose product is annotated as eukaryotic translation initiation factor 3, subunit F. The record is from RefSeq and is a predicted model, not a curated record. The transcript is spliced from 8 exons. Bases 50 to 871 code for a protein of 273 amino acids. NCBI's taxonomy places the organism in Eukaryota, Metazoa, Chordata, Actinopteri, Cyprinodontiformes, Goodeidae. Gene Ontology annotation, cellular component: eukaryotic translation initiation factor 3 complex, eIF3m. Gene Ontology annotation, biological process: translational initiation. Gene Ontology annotation, molecular function: translation initiation factor binding; metallopeptidase activity; translation initiation factor activity.